Miniopterus natalensis is the source of this 2988-nucleotide messenger RNA. It is a transcript of the gene VILL, whose product is annotated as villin like. Gene Ontology annotation, molecular function: actin filament binding; phosphatidylinositol-4,5-bisphosphate binding. Gene Ontology annotation, cellular component: cytoplasm; actin cytoskeleton. NCBI's taxonomy places the organism in Eukaryota, Metazoa, Chordata, Mammalia, Chiroptera, Miniopteridae. The record is from RefSeq and is a predicted model, not a curated record. Gene Ontology annotation, biological process: barbed-end actin filament capping; cytoskeleton organization; actin filament severing.
AUGGACAUUGAAGACAUCCCCGACAUCGAGAGCCAUAGGGCCCUCAACAUAUGGAUCAUUGAGAACCUGAAGAUGGUGCCCGUGCCCGAGCAGUCUUACGGGAACUUCUUCGAGGAGCACUGCUACAUCGUCCUGCACGUCCCCCAGAGCCUGAAGGCCGCGCAGGGGGCAGCCAAGGACCUGCACUACUGGAUCGGCAAGAAGACGGACGCCGAGGCGCAGAGCAAGGCGGGGGCCUUCGUGCAGCUCCUGCAGGAGAGCCUGGGCAGCGCCACAGUGCAGCACCGCGAGGUGCAGGGCCACGAGUCCGACUGCUUCUACAGUUAUUUCCGCCCAGGGGUCAUCUACAGGAAGGGAGGCCUAGCCUCUGACCUCAAGCAUGUAGAGACCAACAUGUACAACAUCCAGCGACUCCUGCGCAUCAAAGGGAGGAAGCAUGCGUCAGCCACUGAGGUGGAGCUCUCCUGGGAAAGCUUUAACAAGGACGACAUCUUCCUGCUGGACCUGGGCAAGGUGAUGAUCCAGUGGAACGGGCCCAAGAGCAGCAUUUCCGAGAAGGCACGGGCCCUGGCCCUGACCUGCAGCCUCCAGGACAGGGAGCGCGCUGGUCGUGCGCAGAUUGGCGUGGUGGACGACGAGGCCGAGGCCUCUGGCCUCAUGGAGAUCAUGGAAGCUGUGCUGGGCCACCGAGUGGGCAGCCUGUACACCACCCUGCCCAACAAAAGUUUUAACCAGCUGCAGAAGGCCCGUGUCUACCUCUACCAUGUCUACGAGAAGGGUAAGGAUCUGGUGAUCCAGGAGGUGGCGGCCCACCUGCUGACCCAAGACCUACUGCAUGAGGAGGAUUGCUACAUCCUAGACCACGGGGGUUGCAGGAUCUAUGUGUGGCAGGGACUCAGGUCCAGCCAGGAGGAGAAAAAGGCUUCCUUCCGCCUGGCUCUGCGCUUCAUCCAGGCCAAGGGCUACCCGACCUACACCAACGUGGAGGUGCUGAGCCACGGCGCCGAGUCCGCGGCCUUCAAGCAGCUCUUCCGGACCUGGUCUGACGGGCAGCACUCGGGCAAGAACCUCGGACCGAACCGUAAACUGAGUCAGGCAAAGCUGGACAUGGGCCUGCUGCGCAGCCAACCUAAGCUAGCUGCCCAGCUCAGGAUGGUGGACGACGGCUCCGGGAAGGUGGAGGUGUGGUGCAUCCAGGACUUAGACAGGCAGCCUGUGGACCCCAAGCAUCAUGGACAGUUUUAUACAGGCAACUGCUACCUUGUCCUCUACACAUACCAGAGGAUGGGUCACAUCCAGUACAUCCUGUACCUGUGGCAGGGCCACCAGGCCACCACACAGGAGAUAAAGGCCCUGAACAGUAAAGCCAAGGAGCUGGACCUCCGGUACCAUGGAGCCCUGGUGGAAGAGCGUGUGACUAUGGGCAGCGAGCCCCCCCACUUCUUUGCCAUCUUCCAGGGCCAGCUGGUGGUCUUCCUGGGGAGCGCCGCUGAGCACAGUGGCAAGGGGCAGCCAGUAUCUGCCACGAGGCUCUUCCACGUGCAAGGCACCGAAAGCUACAGCACCAGGACCACGGAGGUGCCAGCCCGGGCCUCAGCCCUCAACUCCAGUGACAUCUUCUUGCUGGUCACAGCCAGCAUCUGCUACCUCUGGUUUGGGAAGGGCUGCAGCGGUGACCAGCGUGAGAUGGCGCGGAGGGUAGUCAGUGUCAUCUCUGAGGACAUUGAGGACAAAGAAACAGUGCUGGAGGGUCAGGAGCCUCCCUGCUUCUGGGAGGCCCUGGGAGGCCAGGCUCCCUACCCCAGCAACAAGAGCCUCCCCGAGGACGUCGCCAGCAUCCAGCCACGGCUGUUCGAGUGCUUCAGCCAGAAUGGCCACCUGGUCCUCACGGAAUUGGUAUUCUUUAGCCAAGAGGAUCUGGACAAGCAUGAUGUCAUGCUACUAGACACCUGGCAGGAGAUCUUCCUGUGGCUCGGGAAAGCUUCGAGUGAGCGGAAGCAGGCGGCAGUGGCCUGGGGCCAGGAAUACCUGAAGACCCACCCAGCUGGGAGGAACCAGGCUGCACCCAUUGUGCUGAUCAAGCAGGGCCAUGAGCCUCCCACUUUCACUGGAUGGUUCCUCGACUGGGACCCCUACAAGUGGACUGAGAGUGAGAACAACCAGUCCUAUAGGGAGUUGGUGGAGGGCAGCCUGGAAGCAAGUUCUACCAUCUCUGAGAUAACAGCAGAAAUCAACAACUUCCGGCUGUCUAGAUGGCCAAACAAUAGCAGGCCAGGCUCCGUGGCCCUGCAGGCCCACAAGAGCUCCCAGGACAGAUCAGAAAAUGAUCUGCAGCUGGGCCCCAAGGCGGGUGGUGGCAGCACCAGCACCAGCACCAAUACCAGCACCAGCACCAACACCAGCACCAGCACCAGCACCAGCACCAACCACAGCAGCCCCAAUUCCAUGAGCAGCAAGGGCCUGCCCCGCGAACAGUUGAUGUACCGGCCCGCCAAGAGCCUGCCAAAGGGCGUGGACCCGGCCCAAAAGGAGUUCUAUCUCUCAGACUCUGACUUCCAAGAUAUCUUUGGCAAGUCCAAGAAGGAAUUCUACGGCAUGGCCAAGUGGAAGCAGCAGCAGGAGAAAAAGCAGCUUGGCUUCUUCUGAACCCAGACCCUGCUCCUGCCAGUGCCUCUCACAUGGCCGAGCCCCGUGGGUAACACCCCUACAUGCACCUGAGCCCCAGGGGAGACUCCUGGGUCACCCCCCUCCCCAGCAAUAAAAGCUUGUGGCCUCACAAGGUGUGGUGUGUGGGUUUUCAAGUCUGGAUCACUCAGCAGGUCUACCUCUGGGGAAGGGGCCUCAGGGGCUGGAGGGGGUGGUCUCUCUGUACCCUCCCCCGUGAAAGGAAGGGUUGGUUUCUUGCUGGUCCCUCCUGCCCAGGGCGACAGACAGCGCCCACAAUACAGUGUGCGUGUGGGGAAGGUGGAGAGCGAGGUGUUGGGUUCC